Acipenser ruthenus (sterlet) is the source of this 3269-nucleotide messenger RNA. RefSeq names its product butyrophilin subfamily 1 member A1-like. NCBI's taxonomy places the organism in Eukaryota, Metazoa, Chordata, Actinopteri, Acipenseriformes, Acipenseridae. Gene Ontology annotation, molecular function: protein binding. The transcript has 12 exons. The coding region runs from base 131 to 1249 and encodes 372 amino acids. The record is from RefSeq and is a predicted model, not a curated record.
CACAGGUUAUAUAAAAAGAAAACAAAACCUAAUAACAAGGCUCUUCAAAACUGCAGUUUUUUUGUACUGAUAUCACAAGUUGUGUGCCACCCAAAACCUUUUAAGGUUGUGUGGAUGAUCAGUACAGAAGAUGGAAAAGAAAUCUGCAGACGUGGAAACAGUUACAGGUGCAUCAGGAAUCCUCAGUGUUUCUCAGAGUUUUGGCAGUUUCGGCCGUGACUACAAGAGUAUAAUCCCUGCACGAGAUGCCAGGUCCGUCAGUUGGGAUAGACCUAAUCUCAGCAACCCUAAGAUUCCUGGUUUGCUGAGGAGAGUUUUGAAGGGGGGGUCUGAUAGAAAGUCCAGACAUCAAGAGGUUGGUGAAUGGAGCCUGGAAGAGUGUCGACACUCCAUCAUGGAGCUGGCAAAGGAGAUGAACAGAGUCAUGAAGAACUCUGCCAUUCCUACCCCUGUGUCCAGUGAGGAUACGUGCAGCCUGGAAGAGUGUCGCUGCUUCAUCAUGAAAUGGGCUGACGAGUUGGACAAGCUGGUCCAGACACCAAAGCAAAGCCAGAGUGCUGGGCAGGUUGAGCAAAGAAAAGGAGCAGAGCUGAGAAACAAAGAGGAUCUCCCAGGACCAGAGGGGGAGGAGCUGAGUGAGGGGGCGGGGCAGAAACAGGGGGAGGAGCUAAAUCAAGAGGAGGAGCAAAGACUGAAGGACGGUCAUGACAUGAUCAUGCAGUGGGCAAGAGAGCUGAAGACAGUGCCAGAGAACUCUGUCUCAGCGGGGGAGGCUGUGGAACAGGGUCUUGCAGAGCUGGUGAAGGAGUGGAAACGAGGCAAGCUGAGUAACAUCUUACCCAUCAUGGAGUUCAUCAUGUGGACCCUGAUCAAGGAGGAGGCAGACAAGGGAAUUGUCACUCGGAUGUGGUUCUUUAGGAUGCUAAAAUCUCAGAAUAUUGGUGCUGGGAGAUGCAUCCCUGAUUCAGUCUGGCAGUGGAUUCACAAGGCAUCAGUUGAUGUGACUCUGGACCCUGAUACAGCACACCCCGAGCUCAUCCUGUCUGCGGAGGGGAAACGAGUGAGAGAGGGAGAGACACGGCAGGAUCUCCCUGACAAUCCAGAGAGAUUUAAUAACACGUUCUGUGUGCUGGGCAGGGAGGGCUUCACCUCGGGGAGACGCUACUGGCAGGUGCAGGUGGGGGGGAAUACAAACUGGAGAUUAGGAGUCAGCAGACAGUCUGCCAAGAGGAAGGGGGGAUCAGCAUGACCCCCCAGCAGGGUUACUGGACUGUGGAGUGGAGGAGGAGUAGAGAUGAGUUCACUGCUCUCACUGACCCCCAGACCCCCAUCCCCCUGAACCUGAAGCCCCAGAAGCUGGGGGUGUAUCUGGAUUAUGAGGAAGGGCAGCUCUCCUUUUACAAUGUGGAGACCAGAUCUCACAUCUACACUUUCACUGACAUGGAGUUCAAUCCCAAUGAGAAACUCUAUCCAUUCUUCUGGACUUACAGUGAUACAGACCUUGUGCUGGAGUCCCCUGACCCUGACCCUGUCAGCACUGCAGAUUAAACACACAUUGCUGUCUGAACCAGGAAACUAUUCAAACAGCUCAGACAAUCUCCUCUUCACUUUCACUGACACUCUCUCUGCACUCUUCUGGGCUGAUGAGAAGAAAUCCUCUCUCUUCCACCCUCUUACCCUGAGCCCCUCCUCUUUAUUUCUCAACACCCCCUUUCCUACUCUCCCUUCCCGUCUCCCUCUCUCUUUACCUCCACCUCUCUCCAUCUCCAGAUCCCUCUUUCUCUCCUCUUCUGCUCUCCUCUUUCUCUCUCUUCCCUCUUAUAUAACAAUCCCCUCCCUCUCUUUUUCUCUCUCUUCCCUCUUAUAUAAUAAUCCCCUCCCUCUCUUUUUCUCUUUCUCUUCCCUCUUAUAUAAUAAUCCCCUCCCUCUCUUUUUCUCUUUCUCUUCCCUCUUAUAUAAUAAUCCCCUCCCUCUCUUUUUCUCUUUCUCUUCCCUCUUAUAUAAUAAUCCCAAGACUACUAUUUUGCGCUACUUUUGAGUCCUUAAAAAUGUCUUUCAGCACAUCAGUCAAAUGAUCAGCGGCUCGCAAGGCUAUGUUAUGCUAAGACAAAAAUCCAGAAAGCUUCAGCUCUGCAGUUUUAACAGCAGUUUCUAAAUUUAUGUUUUCAGUACUCGCAUGCAUGCACUGUGUGAUUGACAUCUGAUUCGGAGCCAAACAUUCUACUCUCCCUCUCUCCACCCUGCCUUCUCUACUCUCCCUCUCUCCUCCAUCCUCUCUACUCUCCCUCUCUCCACCCUGCCCUCUCUCCUCCAUCCUCUCUCCUCCAUCCUCUCUACUCUCCCUCUCUCCUCCCUGCCUUCUCUACUCUCCCUCUCUCCACCCUGCCUUCUCUACUCUCUCCUCCCUGCCCUCUCUACACUCCCUCUCUCCUCCAUCCUCUCUACUCUCCUCUCUCCACCCUGCCCUCUCUACUCUCCCUCUCUCCUCCAUCCUCUCUACUCUCCCUCUCUCCACCCUGCCCUCUCUACACUCCCUCUCUCCUCCAUCCUCUCUACUCUCCCUCUCUCCUCCCUGCCCUCUCUACACUCCCUCUCUCCUCCAUCCUCUCUACUCUCCCUCUCUCCUCCAUCCUCUCUCCUCCAUCCUCUCUACUCUCCCUCUCUCCACCCUGCCUUCUCUACUCUCUCCUCCCUGCCCUCUCUACACUCCCUCUCUCCUCCAUCCUCUCUACUCUCCCUCUCUCCUCCAUCCUCUCUCCUCCAUCCUCUCUACUCUCCCUCUCUCCUCCCUGCCUUCUCUACUCUCCCUCUCUCCUCCAUCCUCUCUACUCUCCCUCUCUCCACCCUGCCUUCUCUAUCCCUCUCUCCUCCCUCCCCCCUCUAAUUUUGUACUGUGAUAUUUUGUAACAGCUGUAAGUCUCCCUGGAUAAGGGCGUCUACUAAGAAAUAAAUAAUGAUAAAAGACUUUCUAGACAAUAGAUGAAUGCAUUAUUUUCCAUGUAAUCAAUAUUUACACUGAAGCUGAGAUGUUUCCUAAAUAUUAUUCAUUGCUAAACUUAGUGAACUGAUUUCUGCUAUUUUGAUAUGAAUCUUCUGUUCUGUUUUUGUAGCGCUUCUAUUUUCUCUCUUUCUUGAUAAAAUGUAUAAAAGAUAUAACGGUGUUGUGUGAUUUACUGCUCAAUUGUUUACCUCGGCAAUCUUGAACUCGUAAAAAGAAAGACAUUCAUGACAGCAGAGUGCUGAUUAAAUGAGACCAUUACACAUAUGAA